AUGGCGGCCUCGCAGCUGGCAGCCCUGGAAGGAGUGGCGUCGGCGGCCGGGGAGCCGCCCCUGACGGAGACCAGCCCGGGCUUCCUGUAUUCCGAGGGCCAGCGGCUGGCGCUCGAGGCCUUGCUGAGUGAGGGUGCCGAGGCCUUCGAGGCGUGUGUGCAGCGCGAGGAGCUGCGGCCCUUCCUGAGCCGGGCUGAGCUCCAGGGCCUGGCCGCCGCGGCUGAGGACUGGACGGCGGCCAAGCAGGAGCCCGGCAGCGCCGAGGGAGCCGUGGCCAGCGGGGACCCCCUCAGCCUGACCUACUGGCCGGGACAGUCGGAGGAGCCGGUGCCGGUGCUGCGGCUGGGCUGGCCGGAGGACUCGGGCUGGAAGGGCAUCACCCGGGCGCAGCUGUACACCCAGCCGCCGGGCGAGGGCCACCCGCCCCUCAAGGAGCUGAUGCACCAGGAAAUCCAGGCCGCCUGCAAGCUGGUGGCCGUCGUCAUGGACAUAUUCACCGACCCAGACCUGCUUUUGGACAUGGUGGAUGCUGCCACCCGCCGCUGGGUGCCCGUCUACCUGCUCCUGGACCGCCAGCAGCUGCCUGCCUUCCUGACCCUGGCCCAGCAGCUGGGGGUGAAUCCCUGGGCCACUGAGAACCUGGACAUCCGAGUCCUGCGGGGCUGCAGUUUCCAGAGCCGCCGGCGACGGCAGGUGACGGGCGGGGUGCGGGAGAAGUUCGUGCUGCUGGACGGCGAGAGGGUCAUCUCAGGGUCCUACAGCUUCACAUGGAGCGACGCACGCCUGCACCGCGGCCUGGUGACCCUGCUGACGGGCGAGAUCGCCGACGCCUUCAGCCGCGAGUUCCGGACACUGUACGCGGCCUCCUGGCCGCUCCCGCCGGCGCCCACCCCGGGCCCCUUCGUCAGCACCCUGGGGGGGCUGCAGCUGGCCCGCGGCCCGCACAGUGUGGCCCGCCGCUGCUCCGUGGCCCCCGUGUCGCCGCCGCCGCCUGACGUGUCGCCGCUGACCCAGCGCCUGGCCGCCUGCCGAGUCCUGGACAGAGGCGGGCGGGAGGCCCAGGCCGUCCCGGGGCCUGCGCUCAGCGACAUCCUGAGGAGCAUCCAGCGGGCCCGGGCCCCCAGCGGCCCUCCAGCCCGGCCCAGCCGAUCCCUGUGGGACCUGAGCCGCCUGUCCCAGCUGUCGGACUCCAGUGACGGUGACGAGCUCAAGAAGUCCUGGGGCUCCAAGGACACCCCAGCCAAGGCCCUGAUGAGGCAGCGGGGCACUGGCGGGGGGCCCAGGAGUGAGGUGGACUCCCGUCCGCUGGCCAGGCCCCAGCCCUGGGGCGGGCCCCUGCCCCUCAUCCCUGCCGGCCGCCUCUACUACCUCUCCCCGACCAGGAGGAGGUUUGGAGACGAUGCUGCACCCACAGCCCCGGAACCUAGGGGUGGCCGGCAGCCAGGCUGGGCCACCCAGGCAGGACUCAGGGGGCGACCCUGACAGAAGCCAGAGCCACCCCGGGCUGGCCCAGCCCAGGAAGGCUGGACGACAGUGCUGUGCCUCCCGCCUCAGAGUCUGGGAAGCAGGAAGGAUUUCCCCGCAAUGAUCCUAGAACUUGGGCAAGUCCCACGCCCACCCGAGACCUCAGUGUCCCGGUCUACAAAAUGGGCAGACCGUCUGGAGGAGCUGGGAUCCCAGAACAUUGCACAUCCCCCGCCCCCCCCCCCCCCGGGGCCAUGUGAGGACUUCUCUGAGGGGAGGCCUGGCGGAGGGCCCCAGGCUGGGCUGUGCGUGGGGACCCUGGGGGCGGGGUGUCCCUGGGGCCACCUGCUCAGAAGCCCGGGCAACUGAGCUGGGUUCAGGGGAGGAGGGACCUCAAUCCAGGGGGCUGAGCUGAAUGAGGAGGGACUCAGAUCGGUGGGGACACGCCUGCUGGGGGCGGCUCAGGGCCCUGGUGACGGGCUGGGCAGGUGCUGGGACAGUUUUAUGGGCGCCGAGGGGUUAGUUGUUGGGGCUCCCUUUGACCUCUGCCCAGAAUAAACCUGCCUCCUGCCCACAACUUGCAUUCUCCGCAGCCUAGUGGGGGACCCCGGGGUCCCGGCCACUCCUCCCUCAGAUC
Myotis myotis is the source of this 2101-nucleotide messenger RNA. It is a transcript of the gene SACK1E, whose product is annotated as family with sequence similarity 83 member E. The transcript has 5 exons. Lineage: Eukaryota; Metazoa; Chordata; Mammalia; Chiroptera; Vespertilionidae. The coding region runs from base 1 to 1482 and encodes 493 amino acids. The record is from RefSeq and is a predicted model, not a curated record.